GUGUUUUUCUGAUAUUUCCUUUCAUUCACAGUUUCAUUGACGUUUUUCUUGUUUGUAAAUAAUAUAGGCUGGAAAUAGUACGCAAUGUGAUAUUACACACAUUCCUAGUCCGACAACAUUACGUAAACGAUAGCUAAUGCACCGCAAUUAAUUAAUUGUAUUAGAACAAUCAUAACCUAUUUACUUUUCUUGAUAGUGUUCUUUCAUUCAAGUGAUUGCGAUAUGAAACAAGAAAAUGCCACCGUUUAGAAGGAAGAAGGCGCCUAAAUCGUUUCCAGUUAAAGUUUUCACAUUAGAUGCUGAAUUGGAGUUUAACCUUGAGUGGCGAGCAACAGGUAGAGAUCUAUUUGACUUAGUAUGCAGAACUAUAGGGCUCAGAGAAACAUGGUUCUUUGGUCUUCAGUUCGAAGAUACAAAACACUUUAUAAGUUGGCUGAAAUUGGAUAAGAGAGUGCAAGAUCAAUGUGUCUCUCAGAUGCCAGGAACACCUUUCAUGUUACUUUGCAAGCUAUAUCCCGAAGAUGUAGCAGAGGAACUAAUUCAAGAGGUCACACAGCACUUGUUAUUUUUGCAAGUUAAGCAGGCAAUAUUGAGUAUGGAUAUCUACUGCCCUCCUGAAGCAUCGGUAUUGUUAGCCAGUUAUGCUGUACAAGCUAAGUAUGGCGAUUAUGACGAGAGUGCGUACAAACCUGGCAUGCUGGCCAGUGAAGACUUGCUGCCUCAACGCGUCAUCGACCAGUAUCAAAUGACGCCAGAGAUGUGGGAAGACCGUAUCAAGAUAUGGUACGCGGACCACAAAGGCAUGUCAAGGGAUGAAGCAGAAAUGGAGUACCUGAAAAUAGCACAAGAUCUGGACAUGUACGGAGUAAACUACUUUGCUAUAAAUAAUAAAAAAGACACAGAUCUAUAUUUGGGGGUGACAGCGCUAGGACUGAACAUUUACGAGAAGGACAACAAGCUGACGCCGAAGACGACGUUUCCUUGGUCCGAGAUCAAACACAUAUCAUUCGACGACAAGAAAUUCGUCAUCAAGUUCGUGGAUAAAGGCGUCACGAAUUUUAUAUUCUUCUCACCUAAGGGCAUGAACAAAUUGGUGAGUAGUAAAAAUAUACAGGGUUAUUUGAGAAAAAAUCAAAAGGUCGAAGGAUUAGCCACAGCAUGGUCAUCGAACAGAGAGAAUUUCAUCCUGGAUCUGUGUAUCGGUAAUCAUGACCUGUAUAUGCGAAGACGGAAACCCGAUACCAUGGAGGUGCAGCAGAUGAAGGCGCAAGCCAAAGAAGAAAAACAGCGUCGCGCUAUAGAACGCAACAAGUUAGCUAGAGAGAAGCAGUUACGUGAAGCGGCUGAGAGAGAGCGCGCAGCGAUGGAACAGCGUCUGAGGCAAUACCAGGACGAGAUACGACUGGCCAACGAUGCACUCCGCAGGUCAGAAGAAACGGCGGAGUUAUUAGCUGAAAAAGGGCGGGUUGCUGAAGAAGAAGCGUCCUUAUUAGCACAAAAAGCAGCCGAUGCUGAACGAGAGAAUGCCCGGUUGAGGCUCUCCGCUAUUAAGACUGAGGAAGAAAAGGUACACUUGGAGCGUAAAACACGCGAAGCUGAAUUCCUGACCGCUCGACUAGUGGAAGAAUCGGAGAAACGUGCAGCGGAAGCUGAACGGCUGAGAAAUGAACUGACGGCGGCGCGAGCGGCUGAGAGGCAUGCGAAGGAACGAUUGCUCUCCUUCCUUGCUAGAAACUCGACUGGUUCAUUACCGACGAGUGGUCAGUCACCUUUGUCGGAGCGUCACUCGUGGCAGAUGAAGUAUUACUGUAUGUAUGUACGUGUGGUGUACAGAGUGAGUGGUCAGUCACCUUUGUCGGAGCGACACUCGUGGCAGAUGAAGUAUUACUGUAUGUAUGUACGUGUGGUGUACAGAGUGAGUGGUCAGUCACCUUUGUCGGAGCGACACUCGUGGCAGAUGACGUGGGGCGCGGGCCCGGGUGGUGCUGCGCCGGCCGCCACCAGCUCUACCACCAUCUCCACCACCACAAUGCUCACCAAUGGAGGAUCUGAACAUCUGCAAAAGCGAGAUGAGUUACCUCGUGAUUGGCUCAGUGCUAUCCUUCCGGAGUCCGCGCGAGACAGACUCGCCGCCUUCCUCAACAAGAACCCCGCCCAUUCAGUUUCACUCACUCCGGCUUAUUCUUCUUCCUUUUAUAAAUCAUUUUGUCGCACCGAUGUCGCCACCGCCGCCGCGCCCGCGAGCGUCCAAUACGUAGCCUUACGUAUACAGGCAAAGGAAUCUAUUUCGCCAUACAACCAAUCCUUAAGUAGGGCUAUUAUAUAUUCGCCGGUGCCCUCGUCGCUGUUUCCGUCGACGUGCUCACUGCCCGCGGAGCUCGGGGGCGAAGUCCUACAGGAGGGCGCGAUCCCCGAACAAGAACUGACCGCGUACCAGCUGGUGCCCGACGAACCGGACCCACAUAUACAUAGAUUAUCCCUGGAAAUAGAGAAGGAGAGGGUGGAGUACCUGGCCAAGUCUAAGCACCUCCAGCGUCAGUUGGACGAGUUACGGUGCGAGUUCUCAGUGCUGAGGGUGGACCAGUCGACCGCCACACUGGAUCGACUGCACGAGGAGCAGGCGCGUGCUGGUGACGACAAGUACUCCACCCUCAGGAGGCUAAAACAGGGCUCCACUAACACGCGUGUCGCAUUCUACGAGGAACUGUGA
Molecule: messenger RNA, 2710 nt
Organism: Diatraea saccharalis (sugarcane borer)
Lineage: Eukaryota; Metazoa; Arthropoda; Insecta; Lepidoptera; Crambidae
Source: the annotation of a GenBank genome assembly